Molecule: messenger RNA, 1547 nt
Organism: Mytilus californianus (California mussel)
Lineage: Eukaryota; Metazoa; Mollusca; Bivalvia; Mytilida; Mytilidae
Exons: 8
Coding region: 50-1432 (460 amino acids)
Source: RefSeq, a predicted model, not a curated record
UUCAAACCUGACAUCCGGAAUAACAAUUCAUUUGCUUAUAGAAAGUUAUAUGCUAGAUAUGCAGUAUUUGAUACCAAUACUGGUUCUAUUCAACUGUCUUAUAAUACAAGGUGUUCGGGAUUGGAGAAUUGUUGGAAAGGUAACAGAUUAUGGACAAAAUGUGACAUUAUUUUGCAAUGUUCCAAAUUGCUAUCCCAAAAAUUCUGGUUGGUAUAGGUGGACAUCGAAACAUGACAAACUGCUGAUUAAUAUCAAAUCAGGCUUUCUUUACAACAAGUAUGAUGGAAAGGUGUUGAAGGAUGGAUUUACCUUAGUUAUUCAGAAUCUGACUACAAAUGAUCUUAAUGUUUGGUAUUCCUGUGUGUAUGAAUCAAUUAUAGGUGAAAGAAAAUAUCUACAGGAAGAGGAUGUUUUCGCCUUCGAUCCUAACACAACAAUAGAAUCAACAGCAAAGAAUAAGACAGCAUGUCAACAGUUACGAUUGUCAUCGAUAGAGUUCUCUUCUCAUGUUCCCGAAUGUACCACAACUGGUGAAUAUAAAAAACGACAGUGUGAAGGAAGAGUUGGGACUAAAACAUGUUGGUGUGUUGAUUCAAACGGAAGACAAAUACCAGGAUCACAAAUGAUGGAACCUGGAUUUCCAGAUUGUGAUGGUGGUUUUCCAUCAUGGAGUUUCUCAUCGAAUCCAAAACCUUUCGGUAAAAAUUUUGAUUUGACUUGUUCACUGUCUGUCACGAAUAGGAAGGAUAACAUACAAUCAAAAAGAGAUGGUAGCAUUAACAUUAAUGUUUUAGGGGGUGAACCUGUAAACGAUAUAAACCAAUUAGGAAAGCGGCAUACAUUUCAGCGAAUGUAUACAUUAACCACUUCUGUUUACGAUAACGAUGGAGUCAAUGUUCAGUACGAGUGUGGCCAUGGUAACACAAGAUAUGCGCAUGUACUGAAUGUGACAAUUGAAUCAUAUGAGUAUACCGAUAAUGUCAAUAGUUUUCACCAGUUAGUCAACACUGAAGAAGAUUUGUUUUCGAUUACAUUUAGAAAUUAUACACAGAUUCCGCAGUGUUCAGUGGCUUAUGGGCAAACAGAUUAUUCGAAGCAACUUAAAUCUACACCCGAUUCACGAAGUCAAGCUCACAAAAUAUAUCUUUCAGUAACAGCUAUCAAAUCAAAGUGUCCAAAUACACUGAUAAUCACAUGUGAAAUUGGAACAAGAAGACUAGUCAACACCUUGCAACCAGAUAAUGCGGAUUGUCUGCAUGCCACAUUAAAAAACCCACAAGGACUCCAGGGAAAAGACAAAGACCAGACUCUUGGAAUCGUUGGAUUUUAUAUAUUUAUGAUAGUGUUUGUAGCCGUUGUUGGUAGCUGUAUUGUUUAUAUAGUCGUCAUGGAAUGUAAACGAUUUUUUAAGAGACGUCUCGACAGGUUUUGAGAUUAACAUUUUGUUUACUGUGAGACAAUAACCGUUUAACGGGUAUAUAUAUAAAUUGAUAUUAUUGACCUGAACAUGAAUACAUCAUAGAAUAUAAUAAAACUAUUACAAUAGA